GGGUUCGUCUCAGUGUGUGUGUGUGGUGCUGAACUGGGUCAUGCGGACCACUGGAGGAGCGAAAGAUAAACACGCACCCUCCUCCCGCUGCUUGGCAGGUUGAGAUGGUGGGUGCUCAGAGGAGGGAUCCCAGCCUGUGUCCUCAUCUCAGCCUCCAGCAUCUGAUGAUGCUUUGAUUUAAUCCGCCUCCGAAGAAAGUCACAAACUGAAGAGCAUCUUCCAGAAACAGGACGGGAAUCUUCUCGGGCGAGCAGCAAAGCACAACGACGAAAUCUCAGCCGAGCUUUGUCAGCCGUGCAAGGUUUUUGAGAUUUUAUUUAAGGGACCUGGACAGUUAUUUUGUUCGUUUGUUUUUUGACAGCAGCUAUCGAUAACUUUGAAACGAGGAGAUCCAUUCAUCAGUUUCGUGCAGAUCAGAGCGGAGCAGAGCGCAGCAGCUCUGCUUUCCGAGCGGAUGCAGGACCAUGGAGGAGAGAGACAGGUCGCCAGCAGUCUGCCCCACAGCGUCAAGGCGAGCCUGUCUCUUUCUCCAUCCGGGCCGGGACGGGUUGGCAGCGGCGGGGGCUCACCUACAUCCAAGAUGGGGUACUGCGGAGGGGUGCCCGUGGAGGACAUGCAGGCCCUGGCUAUCACUUCUCUGUCGGCAGCAGAUGUAAACAAACAAUAUGAGCACAUCCGCGAGCUGGGGAAGGGCACAUAUGGCAAGGUGGACCUGGUGGCACACCGCACACAGGGCACCAAAAUGGCGCUGAAGUUCGUUACCAAGAAUAAGACGAAGCUCAAGAGUUUCCUGCGGGAGUACAGUCUAACAGGCUCACUUAGCUGCAGCCCUUUCAUUAUCAAAGUCCUGGACGUGCUCUUUGAGACGGAGGACAGUUACGUGUUUGGACAAGAAUAUGCCCCAGCUGGGGACCUUUUCGACAUCAUCCCCCCACAGGUGGGUCUGCCGGAGGAAAUGGUCAAACGCUGCAUGCAGCAACUGGGCUUGGCACUGGAUUUUAUGCACAGUAAAAAUUUGGUGCAUCGGGAUGUCAAACCUGAGAACGUGCUCCUGUUUGACCGUGAGUGCCGCCGCAUCAAACUGGCUGAUUUUGGUAUGACCCGACGCGUUGGCUGCCGUGUGAAGCGAGUGAGUGGCACCAUCCCCUAUACAGCGCCAGAGGUGUGCCGCGCCAGCCGUGCCGAGGGUUUCCUUGUGACCACCAGUCUAGAUGUGUGGGCGUUCGGCGUGCUUGUCUUUUGCAUGCUGACAGGCAAUUUCCCCUGGGAGGCGGCAUUGCCGGCCGAUGCCUUCUACGAGGAGUUUAGACGCUGGCAGAAAGCAGGGUGUCCUGUGGGGAUGUACCCGUCUCAGUGGCGCCGCUUCACUGACGAUGCUUUGCGCAUGUUUCAGAGGCUGCUCGCUGCUGAGCCGGAAAAACGCUGUGGAGUCAAAGACGUCUUCUGCUUUGUCAAGUACGAGCUGGUCAGCGAGCUAAGGCGUAGAGCUUCUUGUCGAGCCAAGAGAGGUGAGAGGUCAAGCUCGGGAGUGUGUACUGGCAGUUGCACGCCGUCCUCAUCCUCCACUUCAUCACGUUCCUCCCACAGACACCCCGAGCCCUCUACCCCUCCAGGAACAUCCUGCCUGCGCCCGGCACCACUCAAACGCAGCGUCCUGUCCGACCCGCUUUCUCCCAGAGAGGAGUCUGGGCAGCACCAGUCUCCAGGCCGAGACAAGAACAAAAGCCAGAUGGUGAUGGCAACUGCCAUUGAAAUCUGUGUGUGACCACACUAAUGUUAGCAGUGGAGACUAGAUGGCUUUUCACAGUAAUAACAAGCUGUGAAGAGGUGCUAAUGACUACCACAGAGACUCCAGUGAAAAAAGAGGGGUACUUUAACCAUGAAAGAGAAGCUCAGGAUCACAUCCCCGGCUGUGGAAAAUGGACAUCAUCAAUCAGCGGUACACACUCGGACAGCUUAUCACUGGCACACGCCGUUUAGGUUUUGAUUUGUGACCAAAGACUGCUUCCCAAGCUGAGAAGCCGUUUAAGAGUGGGCUCCUCUCAGCAGCUCAUUCUGCCAUCCAGACAUUUGUGUUAUCUGCCCAUUCACUGUGGUGGUGCUAAUGAUUCUAUAAUUAGAUUCUGUCUUUUUUCACUCAUCACUCGUCUCCCUACUUUUGUUUAUGUCAUGUCUCUUUAUUAGUGUUUAUUUAUCUUAGAAUAUAAAGCUGCAUUUCCAUCAAAGGAUUUCGGUAUAGUACCUUUGAAACCAAAAGUAACACCAAGAACAGGUACCUAGAACCUAGAUCUGUGCAGUGUUUCCGCCGCAGACAGUACUCUUACAUGUGGGCGAGGUUGUUGUCACUC
Messenger RNA from Plectropomus leopardus (leopard coralgrouper), 2348 nucleotides. It is a transcript of the gene sbk1, whose product is annotated as SH3 domain binding kinase 1. Gene Ontology annotation, molecular function: ATP binding; protein serine/threonine kinase activity. Lineage: Eukaryota; Metazoa; Chordata; Actinopteri; Perciformes; Serranidae. The record is from RefSeq and is a predicted model, not a curated record. Gene Ontology annotation, biological process: protein phosphorylation.